CUCUAUAAAUAUUAGUUGGCUUAAAUGACUGAGAUGUUUGACAUAGAAAAAAAGCUACCUAAAAUUUUAAGGGUAGGCACGUGAGGUCCUAGGUGUGAUAUGUAGCACCAACCAAAAAUUAAAACAUUUAAAGAAUUUUUAUUAAAGUAACUAAGCUUUUUACCAAUACUUAAAAUUUAAAAGUAUUCUUCUAGUUGAAGUAGCAGAUUGAUUCCUAGGAGAGAAAAAGGAAAAUAAAUACCAUUGUAAUGACAGUCACUGUCUCUUUUGUGUAAUUCUUGGGAGUAUCAUUUCUUCCUGUCUUGAAAUUUCAACUGCUUUGCUUCUCCGUUUUAGAUAAUAUUCAUAAUACAGUACUUACUAAAUCUAUUAUCCUUAAGUAAAACAACCGAACACCAAAACUUCACGUGGGAGGAUUUCCUUGUAGGUUUUGAGUAUACUAAUCCUUUUACUCACAUAAGUAAAGUAAGGAGAAAAGCUUUCCUGGUUGGUUUCCAUCUUCUAUUCCUCAUUACCUCUCUGCAUCAUUAUUAAGGGUUUGUCCUUCUAAUUCUGAAGUUGGAGUUGUUGUUCAUUAUGUGAUUUAUCUUGUUCUGCUCUAGGUGCUGUAGAAAUGAACUAAAUUCUGUUGAAAUGUUUUCCACAUGCUAUCUGGCCUUAAUGUCUUUAUUAACAGUAACCGCAGAAUAAUUUGUAUAUGUAUAGUGAUUUAAUGUUUCCUUUUAAAUCUUCUUAAUAAAAUAGAACUAUCUUUGAUACUUUAUUUUUUAAACUCUAAAAGCUCAGUGAACUGUGUGGGGUGAUCCGCGUGAGUGUGUGUGUGUGCAGCUACAAACACAUGCAUACACAUAUAGAGCCACAUGUCAUACUCUGUUGCUCUUUACCUCAUUUUUUGAGUUAAGAUCUCAUUGAACUUUAGAGCUCAUUGACUUUGCUAGGCUGACUGGACAGCAAGUCUCCUAGAUAUUGCUGUCUCUUCCUUUUCAGCACUAAGGCCAUCACGUCUGUCUCAUUUGGGUGCAGUGGUCUAAACUCAGGUUCUUAUGCAUGCAUAACAAACACUUUACUUACCGGGCCAGAUCCCCAGUGAGUUUUUAUAAAUAAAACUUAGAUGAAAAUUGAAGGCCUGUUCGUUUAUCUUCUGGCUUACAAAUCAGACUCUGUAAUGGGUGAAAUUCUUUUCUUCUUGAUUGUGUUUUUGAGACAUGAUCUCCUUAUGGAGCCCUAUACCAGCCUUAUACUUCUGCCUUAGUCUCCUCAAUACUGGGAUUACAGGUCUGUUCCACUGUGCUCAACAAUAUGUGACUUUCUUGAAUCUAAAAUCUUAUUUUCUACUAAGCUUUGAAUUCAAGCUAAAAAUAGAAUCAAUGUAAUUGGUUAUAUUAUAAUAGUUUUGGAUAUUUCCUUUUAGGCUUGUUUCCUAAUGUUACACUCGUUGAUAGUACUAAUGUCAUAUUACUCUGUAAUCCAUUUUGUUGGGAUCAUUAACAUUUACUCUGUUUUCUUACGGAUAAGGCAUCUAGUCUCGUAUGACAAAGAUGACAAAAAGUAGACCAAGAGCAUUGCAUAGUGUCUAGACUGUUGGAAAGCACUCAGAACAUAUUAGCCAUUAUGAUCCAUUAGUACAGAUAUGCUGUGUUGACAUUUUUCAGCAUUUUUGAACUUCAUCUGCUAAUAUUUUACUUUUUAAAAAUACAUUUUGUUUGUGUGUAUACUUGUGCUACAAGGAACCCUUUUGUGGUCCUUUGAAAUAAGUAACAUUUUAUGUUUAUUAAAUACUUUAUACCAUAUAGUAUAUUUGUAUGAUAGAAAUGCUGAAAUUACUGUCAUCCUAUAAAGACAAGCAUUUUUUAAAACUUGAAAAUCAUAGAGAAAUUGUUUUCAGAAUGUUUGGUCAUGAAUAAAGAGUUAUUCCAUUAAAAUUGAAGAUAUACUUGAUAAUUUGUUUUCUUUUGCUCAUUUAAGUUUUUAUCAAUUUGUUGUCAUUAAAAUUUAGCUUCAUAGAUUUCCAAAGUCUUUAAUGUACAGAUAUUAAUUCUGAGUCUUAUAUUUAGAAAGCCUUUCUUUACAUUGUGGAGAUUAAAAUGAAACUUAAGUUACAGAUUACUCAAAGUUUAUUUUUUUGUGCUUUAGUUUAGGAAACAUUUUGGUGGUUAUUAUUCCUAAUCUUAACGAUAAGAUUAAUUUAAAAGUUAAUUUAAUAAACAUUAAAUUACUUAAAGCAACUUCCUGCUAAAGUACCCAGUGCUGCUAACCUGAGUUCUUACUUUGUGUCAGAAGGGGUUAGUGCUCAAGCUGUCCUGGGUACCUUCUGAGUUAAAUACUUCUGUUCUUCAUUUUCUCCACAACUGUUUUCUCACAGAAAUUGUUUCCCUGGAUUUGGAAUCUGCAGCUAUAUUUCUUGUGUUCAUUGGGCUGACAGACAGGCUUUGCUUUGAUAAAUUUGUGGUUCUGGGGCUCUCCAGUGCUGAUAUUAAGGGAGAAACUGCUUUUCUACACUAGAAUCGAUAUUAUACCAAAUGUUACAUUCAUCUUAAAGAUCUUUUAAAAAUUAUGGUUAAUUUUGAUCUUGGAACUUGGGUAAUUUAUUACAGGUUUACUUGAAUGCUUGCUCGUUUUACUGAGUACUUUACAAAUACAGAAAAACUCUAAACAUUGUAGAGCCAAACAGUAUUUCUGCUUUGGUACUUAACUGCUGAUUUUUGCCAUGGUCAAUGCUCUUCUGUGGCAGCUGUACUUGUAUGCUUGUGCAUGUGCGUAAGCGUGUGUGAUUUUUUUUUCCCCCUACUGUAAAUAAACUUGGUACAACUAAUACCUGUAUUAUGAAAGAAAUUGGGGUAACUUUGCUGAAGUUCAUCUAAAAUCAUCAGCCUUGAAAAUUUGGCCCAGCUAUAGAAACUUGAUAAUGAAAGAUGUCAUUUUAUCAGCAAACAAUUCUAGAUUUAGACUUGCAACAAAUGUUUUUACUUUAUAAUUUUUUCAAAGUUAGUUUCAAAUAAUCAGGAAUAUUUUUAAGUAGACUUAUAAUACCCAGAAAUAUUAAAAUACCGUUAACUAUAAAACUCAGUAAUGCUUAGUAAUGGCAUAGAUUAGCCUACCACAAUUGUUAAUCACAGUUUAAUAGAAAAGAGGAGCAUGAGUAAAAUGAAAGACAAAGUCUUUUUUUUUUUUUGUUCUUUUUUUCGGAGCUGGGGACCGAACCCAGGGCCUUGCGCUUCCUAGGUAAGCGCUCUACCACUGAGCUAAAUCCCCAGCCAAGACAAAGUCUUUAUAAGCUGUUUGAGUCACUUUUUUGUGUUGCUGUGAAGAGACGUUGUAACCAGGGCAACUCUUGUAACAAGAAAAAGCAUUUAAUUGGGGACUGGCUUACUGUUUCACAAGUUUAGUUUAUUAUUAUUAUAUGGCAGUUAACAUGGCGCGCGUUUGUGUGUGUGUGUGUGUGUGUGUGUGUGUGUGUGUGUGUGUAGGCAGUCAUGUUGCUGGAGAAGCAGUUGAAACAUGUCCUGAUCUACAGAGACAGAUAGACAGACAGAGACAGAGACUGACUGCCUGGUAUGGGCUUUUAAUGCAUCAAAGCCAACCACUAGUGACAUAUAUCCUCCAAGGCCACACCUACCAAUCCCUUUAAUCCUUUCAAAGAAUUUUGUUAUCUAAUGACUAAGCAUUCAAAUGAACCUAUGGGGAUGGGGCACAACAUUCUAUUCCCUUGUGCCCAUACAUUUAUAGUUAUGUCAUAAUGCAAAGUCCAGCUUCAAAAUCCUCAUAGUCUUUCACAGUCUCAACAUUUUUUAAAGUCUAGAGUCUCUCCUGAGACUCGGGCAAUCUCAUAAUUAUAACCCCAUAUAAAAUCAAAUUCUAAAUGGCAUAGAAUAUACAUUACCAUUCCAAAAGAGAGGAAGAGGAGUGUGGUGAAGAAAUACUGGACCAAACAAGGCUAAAAGCCAACAGGGCAAACUCCAAAUUGUCCAUCUUCAUAUUUGAGAUAUGAAGAUAUUUCAUAUUUGAUAUUUUAGGUUUCUAACUCCUUUCAGCUUUGUUAACUUAAACAUACUUCUCUCUCGGGCUGGUUCUGCACCUGGUCUACAGCUUUCUUCAGCAGAUAUCCUACAACUCUGGCAUCUCCACAUCUUGAGCGGAUACUCUGUUUUCAAGGAAGCUGAAUGGGAAAUACAGACUUGAGCGACUUGUUCCAACUGCAGUCUAUCAGCAUAUGAAGAUGCAUAAGCGAAUUCUUGGACACUUAUCAUCGGUGUACUGUGUAACUUUUGAUCGAACUGGCAGGCGGAUAUUUACUGGUUCUGAUGAUUGUCUUGUGAAAAUCUGGGCCACAGAUGAUGGAAGAUUGCUAGCUACUUUAAGAGGACAUGCUGCUGAAAUAUCAGACAUGGCUGUAAACUAUGAGAAUACUAUGAUAGCAGCUGGAAGUUGUGACAAGAUGAUCCGUGUCUGGUGUCUUCGAACCUGUGCACCUUUAGCUGUUCUUCAGGGGCAUAGUGCAUCCAUUACAUCACUACAGUUCUCACCAUUGUGCAGUGGCUCAAAGAGAUACCUGUCUUCUACUGGGGCGGACGGCACUAUUUGCUUUUGGCUUUGGGAUGCUGGAACCCUUAAAAUAAAUCCAAGGCCCACAAAAUUUACAGAGCGCCCUCGGCCUGGAGUUCAAAUGAUCUGUUCUUCAUUCAGUGCAGGUGGAAUGUUUUUGGCCACAGGAAGCACUGACCAUAUUAUUAGAGUUUAUUUCUUUGGAUCAGGUCAACCAGAGAAAAUAUCAGAAUUGGAGUUUCAUACUGACAAGGUUGACAGUAUCCAGUUCUCCAACACUAGUAACAGGUUUGUGAGUGGUAGUCGUGAUGGGACAGCACGAAUUUGGCAAUUUAAACGAAGGGAAUGGAAAAGCAUUUUGUUAGAUAUGGCUACUCGUCCAGCAGGCCAAAAUCUUCAAGGCAUAGAAGACAAAAUCACAAAAAUGAAAGUAACGAUGGUAGCUUGGGAUCGACAUGACAGCACAGUUAUAACUGCAGUUAAUAACAUGACUCUGAAAGUUUGGAAUUCUUACACUGGUCAACUGAUUCAUGUUCUGACGGGUCAUGAAGAUGAGGUGUUUGUUCUUGAGCCACACCCAUUUGAUCCCAGAGUUCUCUUCUCUGCUGGUCACGAUGGAAAUGUGAUAGUGUGGGAUCUAGCACGAGGAGUCAAAGUGCGAUCAUAUUUCAAUAUGAUUGAAGGCCAAGGACACGGCGCAGUGUUUGACUGCAAGUGCUCCCCCGACGGCCAGCACUUCGCAUGCACAGACUCUCACGGACAUCUCGUAAUUUUUGGUUUUGGGUCCAGUAGCAAGUAUGACAAGAUAGCAGAUCAGAUGUUUUUUCACAGUGAUUAUCGGCCCCUUAUCCGUGAUGCCAAUAACUUUGUGUUAGAUGAGCAGACUCAGCAGGCGCCUCACCUCAUGCCUCCCCCUUUCCUGGUUGAUGUUGAUGGAAAUCCUCACCCGUCCAGGUACCAGCGGUUAGUCCCUGGUCGUGAGAACUGCAGGGAGGAGCAGCUCAUCCCUCAAAUGGGAGUAACUUCUUCAGGAUUGAACCAGGUUUUGAGCCAGCAGGCAAUCCAGGAUAUCAGCCCACUGGACAGCAUGAUUCAGAGGCUGCAGCAGGAGCAGGACCUGAGGCGCUCUGGGGAGGCAGCUGUCAGCAGUGCCGGCCGCCUGAACAGAGGCUCUGUAAGUUCUACCUCUGAAGUUCAUUCACCACCAAAUGUAGGAUUAAGGCGCAGUGGGCAAAUCGAAGGUGUGCGGCAGAUGCACAGCAAUGCUCCACGGAGCGAGAUAGCCACGGAGCGAGAUCUUGUUGCUUGGAGUCGAAGGGUAGUCGUGCCUGAGCUCUCGGCUGGUGUAGCUAGUAGACAAGAAGAAUGGAGAACUGCAAAGGGAGAAGAGGAAAUAAAGAGUUAUAGAUCAGAAGAGAAAAGGAAACACUUAACUGUUGCGAAAGAAAAUAAAAUACUUACUGUCUCAAAGAAUCAUGCUCAUGAACAUUUCCUGGAUCUUGGGGAUUCCAAAAAGCAACAAGCAAAUCAACACAAUUACCGUACAAGAUCUGCACUGGAAGAAACACCCAGGCCCUUAGAGGAGAUAGAAAAUGGGACUAGUUCUUCAGAUGAAGGUGAAGUGCUUGCUGUCAGUGGGGGGACUUCUGAAGAAGAGGAGCGAGCAUGGCACAGUGACGGCAGUUCCAGUGACUACUCCAGUGAUUAUUCUGAUUGGACAGCAGAUGCUGGAAUUAAUUUGCAGCCACCAAAGAAAGUUCCUAAGCAUAAAACCAAGAAACAAGACAGUAGUUCAGAUGAAGAAGAAGAAUCUGAAAAUCAGAAGCAAAAACAUAUUAAAAAGGAAAGAAAAAAAGCAAAUGAAGAAAAAGAUGGACCAACGUCACCAAAGAAAAAAAAGCCCAAAGAAAGAAAACAAAAGAGAUUGGCCGUAGGAGAACUAACCGAAAAUGGUCUUACGUUAGAAGAAUGGUUGCCUUCAGCAUGGAUUACAGAUACACUACCUAGAAGAUGUCCAUUUGUGCCACAGAUGGGUGAUGAGGUUUAUUAUUUCCGGCAAGGACAUGAAGCAUAUGUGGAAAUGGCUCGGAAAAAUAGAAUUUACAGUAUCAACCCUAAGAAGCAGCCCUGGCAUAAGAUGGAACUGAGGGAACAAGAACUAAUGAAGAUCGUUGGUAUAAAGUAUGAAGUGGGAUUGCCUACCCUUUGCUGCCUUAAACUUGCUUUUCUAGAUCCUGAUACUGGUAAACUGACUGGUGGAUCAUUUACCAUGAAAUACCAUGAUAUGCCUGAUGUCAUAGAUUUUCUAGUCUUGAGACAACAAUUUGAUGAUGCAAAAUACAGACGAUGGAAUAUAGGUGACCGCUUCAGAUCUGUCAUAGAUGAUGCCUGGUGGUUUGGAACAAUUGAAAGUCAAGAGCCUCUUCAACCUGAGUACCCUGAUAGUUUGUUUCAGUGUUAUAACGUUUGUUGGGACAAUGGAGAUACAGAAAAGAUGAGUCCUUGGGAUAUGGAAUUAAUACCUAAUAAUGCUGUGUUUCCAGAAGAACUGGGUACCAGUGUUCCUUUAACUGAUGUUGAAUGUAGGUCACUAAUUUAUAAACCUCUUGAUGGAGAAUGGGGAGCCAAUCCCAGGGAUGAAGAAUGUGAAAGAAUUGUUGGAGGAAUAAAUCAGUUGAUGACACUAGAUAUUGCUUCUGCAUUUGUGGCUCCUGUGGAUCUUCAAGCUUAUCCCAUGUAUUGCACUGUGGUGGCAUACCCAACGGACCUAAGUACCAUUAAACAAAGACUGGAAAACAGGUUUUACAGGCGCUUUUCAUCCCUAAUGUGGGAAGUUCGAUAUAUAGAACAUAAUACACGAACAUUUAAUGAGCCAGGAAGUCCAAUUGUGAAGUCUGCUAAAUUUGUGACCGAUCUUCUUCUGCAUUUUAUUAAGGAUCAGACUUGUUAUAACAUAAUUCCACUUUACAACUCCAUGAAGAAGAAAGUUUUGUCUGAUUCUGAGGAAGAAGAGAAAGAUGCUGAUGUUCCAGGAACUUCUACCCGAAAAAGGAAGGAUCAUCAACCUAGAAGGAGGUUACGCAACAGAGCUCAGUCUUACGAUAUUCAAGCAUGGAGGAAGCAAUGUCAAGAGUUAUUAAAUCUCAUAUUUCAAUGUGAAGAUUCAGAACCUUUUCGACAGCCUGUGGAUCUUCUUGAAUAUCCAGACUACAGAGACAUCAUUGAUACGCCAAUGGACUUUGCUACUGUCAGAGAAACUUUAGAGGCUGGGAAUUAUGAGUCACCCAUGGAGUUAUGUAAAGAUGUCAGGCUCAUUUUUAGUAAUUCUAAAGCAUAUACACCAAGCAAAAGAUCAAGGAUUUACAGCAUGAGUUUACGCCUAUCUGCUUUCUUUGAAGAACAUAUUAGUUCUGUUUUGUCAGAUUAUAAAUCUGCUCUUCGUUUUCAUAAGAGAAACACCAUAACCAAAAGGAGGAAGAGACGAAACAGAAGCAGCUCCCUUUCCAGCAGCGCUGCGUCAAGCCCUGAAAGGAAAAAAAGGAUCUUAAAACCCCAGCUAAAGUCAGAAAUAUCUACCUCUCCAUUCUCCAUACCUACAAGAUCAGUACUUCCAAGGCACAGUGCUGCUCAAAUGAAUGGUAAACCAGAGUCCAGUUCUGUCGUUCGAACUAGGAGCAACCGCAUAGCUGUAGAUCCAGUUGUCACGGAGCAGCCCUCUACAUCAGCAGCCACAAAAGCUUUUGUUUCAAAAACUAAUACAUCUGCCAUGCCAGGGAAAACAAUACUAGAGAAUUCUGUGAAACAUUCCAAAGCCUUGAGUACUCUUUCAAGCCCUGAUCAGCUCACCUUCAGCCAUGGUACGAAGAAUAACUCUGCAAAAGAAAACAUGGAAAAGGAAAAGCCUGUCAAACGGAAGAUGAAGUCUUCCGUAUUCACAAAAGCAUCUCCACUUCCGAAGUCUUCAGCAGUUGUGGAUCAAGGAGAUUGUAAGAACAAUGUUCUUAUACCAGGAACAAUUCAAGUAAAUGGCCAUGGAGGACAACCAUCAAAACUUGUCAAGAGAGGACCUGGGAGGAAGCCUAAGGUAGAAGUUAACACCAGUAGUGGUGAAGUUACACACAAGAAAAGAGGUAGAAAGCCCAAGAACCUGCAGUGUACUACAAAGCAAGAAAACUCUGAGCAAAAUAACAUGCAUCCCAUCAGGGGGGAUGUGGUUCCUUCUUCAACAUGCAGCUUUCUUUCUGAAACUAAUGUCGUUAAGGAGGAUUUGUUACAGAAAAAGAGUCGCGGAGGCAGAAAACCCAAAAGGAAGAUGAAAACUCAAAACCUAGAUUCAGAACUCAUAGUUCCUACAAAUGUUAAAAUAUUAAGGAGAAGUAACCGGAAAAAAGCGGAUGAUCCUAUAGAUGAGGAAGAAGAGUUUGAAGAACUCAAGGGCUCUGAACCUCACAUGAGAACUAGAAACCAAGGUCGAAGGACAGCUUUCUACAAUGAGGAUGAUUCAGAGGAAGAACAGAGACAGCUGUUGUUCGAGGACACCUCUUUGACAUUUGGAACUUCUAGUAGAGGACGAGUCCGAAAGUUGACUGAAAAAGCAAAGGCUAAUUUAAUUGGUUGGUAACUUGAAGCAAAAUACUGUAUUUUAAAAAAUCUAUAAAGCAGGUACAGUUAAGGAGUACGUAGAGCUAAGAUUUCUGCUUCCUUGCUGCUAUGAUGGAUUAGGGAAUGUUACAAUUUGACUUGGGAAAAAGGAGAAAAAAAACCAUUUAGAAGAUAAUUUACAUCUUUGAAUGAAAAAGUCUAUAUACAUAUAUAUUUCAAAUGUUUGCUAUUUAUUGCCCUUAGUAGGUUAUUUGUUUCCACAUUCAUUUCAUUCACUGUUUGAAAUUGAGGACCUGUUAUAAAUUCCUGGUUUAUUUAUGGAAGAGACCGCUCUGCUACACUAUUAAGAAACAUACUAUUUCUAGAGGUAAAGAAUGUUUCCUGUUAAAUUGAGUUAUUUUUGACCAAGUGAGGUACAUUUUUACUGAUAACAGAAGUCAUGCCCCUAGGAAAAGAAAUGUUACAAAGAGUAGCAGUACAUUAAGAAUGGCUUCCUCUAAAGAUAACUUUCCAGUUCCCACCAUUUGUUAUCCUGAAAAGUGUUGUGAGUUGUAGGGUGUCAAUACAGAGUAUCUAGAGGAAGCAUUUGUUUUACUCCAUUUCUGCCAAACUUAGGAGAAAAUGUAUUGAUGCAAAAGAAACAUAUCCACAUUGGAAAACAUUUGACUGUCUAAUUUUUCAGACCUUGAUUCUUAUAUCAGUCACUCUAUCUCUGUUUAUUGUGCCAAAGACUGAGAAUCAGUGCAGUGGAAAGCCUGUUUUUGACUGUCAGGACAGCAUACACUUUUCAAUACUGGAAAAGCUAUAUAUUCUAAAGAGCAAGUUAUUACAAAAUUAUGCUGAGUUGUAUCUUUUUUUUGGUACUAAUAGUAGGAAAAUAAUGCACUGGUGGGUCCUUUGACAGAGAUAUCUUAGAGAAAAUGUUUAAGUAGUUAAAGGAUUCAAGGAAAAUACAGGAAAAAUGUAUGGAAUUUGAUGUUUACGUGAUCUGGAUUAAUGUCAUUUUUAAACUUCAGACAUAUCCAAUAGGCUAAAAUGACUUACAAAGAACCAUGUCUGUGUGCGUGUGUAUAUUGAUAAAUGGGUGUGAUUGAAUAUAUAUAUAUAUACAAACGCAUUCUUAAGUACUAUUACCCAGGUAUAAAUUCUUUUUUCAGGAUUUUUUAGAUAGUUAGUAGAAUAAAAAUAAUUUUAAAAUGUCAUACUUUAUAGUUUAAUUUUAAGGAAAAGAUUGGUUAUUUUCAAUUAUUAAAAGUUAAAUAGGCCAAAUCACUUUUUAUGCAAUCAUGUUUUAUACAGUGGUCUCAUUGCACAUUGUGUUUUUCUGCACUUUUUACGGUGUCCUUAUCAAGCUGGUAUCUCAAUAUACACUCUAAAGAGAAACUCAUUUAAUGAUUGUGCCUUGUAUUCUAUUAUUUUUUGCAUCAUUAGUAAAAUUAAGUUGUCUAUUGUAAAUGAUAACUAUAUGACUUAGGAGAAUGUAUUACUAUAUGUACUGCUAUGGAAAAAGGAAAGCAGUUAUUUAUUUGUUUAUGGUACAUUAGUUAUUUUAUAUCUUGAGAACCAACAAAUGCCAUUUCUAUUGUUUAAAUUACUUUUUUUUUUUUAAGUUUUAAGAAUGUAGUAUUUUCUGAGGACUGAUGUGGUUCAAAAAUGUAACCAAAUCUUUCAGAUACUGCAUUUUUAAAAAGGAAGAAUGGGGAAAAUAUAUAUCAGCAUGACCCUGAUAUAGAGAAUAAAGUCUUUAAUUGAACCUUGGCAAAAUAUGUAAUUAGAUUAUAAUUAUUUCCUUGUUUCCAAUAAGGAUUAAUGUUAAACUGUCAUUUAACUGUCUUGAAGAAGAAUGAAAAGUGAUGCAUUUCGGCUUUUUAGAUCAUUUGUAAUGAAAUUUGUACAGAAACCCUCCAGUGAAACUAAGUGAACCAUUUUCCAGACCUUGACUGGAUUGCUGUGAUUUUACAGUUAAAAAAUAAUUUCAAAUUUUUUUAGUUUUUUUUGUACAUUUAUUUUUUUCUAACAAAUAUAUUGAACUAUAUAAUUAAAAUUAAGUAGUUAACUCUUAAUGCAGAAAUGGAUGAUGUGUUAUAUAGAAAAAUGAGUCAAUGUCACCAUUACUGAAAAUGAUAGUGUGUACAUUGGAGAUUUAAGUCAUUAAAGUAAUUAGUUGCUUUUGAAGGGAAUCUAUUUGAGAAAUGUAAUUUCCUGAUGUUAUCUGCAUUGUAUUAGAAGAUUAGACUAAACUCCAUUUUUAUAAAUAAAAGUAGCUAUAAGGUGUGUUCCGUAUAAGGAAGUGUGCACAGUCUUAGUGUGGAGGACCUCUAGAACGGUGCACAGGGAGCUCCAACCUCUGAGCAGGGAAAUAAGUAUUUCCAUCUGUCUUAAAACAAGGAAAUAGAACAUUUCUGUUUUAAAGACACUGCAUACUCAGUGACCGUAUUUGGACAUUUUUAGACACUGGUUUCUUGGUAAGGCAAAAUGACUUGGAUUGUAUUAUUUGUAACUGAAAACUUAAGAUAUAUUAAUACCAGAUACAGAUUUUUUUAUUUUUAUAAUUUAGCUUCUGUACAUUGCAGAAGAUAAAUUAUGAACUUUAAGUCAUCAUGUUUUGGUUUGUUUUUACUGCUUGGAAAAGUCUCCUCUUUGAGGCAGUAACAUCCUAUAUACUGCUUAUAGGCCAGAAGGAAUUGUUAGCGCUUGUCUUAGGUAAGCAAUAAGAAAAAUCUCAAGUUUACUGAAACUUUCAGAAAGGAAAUUUACUAUGUACAUGGAACAUAGAUACCAGUUUUCAGGCUGCGUUCAGUGGUCCAUGGCUGAAAUCCCAGCAUUUGGGAAGUGGAGACAGAAAACAUCAAGAGUUCAAAGUUACCUUUAGCUGCAAACCACGUUCAGGACUAGGGCUACAACAGCAGCAAUACCAAAAAGAAAAACUCAGUUUAUAUAUAUUUCUAAUAUUCAACCAUACUGUUCUCUUAUGCUAUCCUGGCUUCACAAAGCCCAAGUUUAACAGAAGUUUCAGUGUUGUCACAGGAGUAGUUUAAAGACUCAGUCUAAUUGCAGUCUACCAGCCUUUGGAAGUAGAAAUGUAGCAUCUUAAAGUAUUGUCUAGAGCACUCUUUGUCUUCUGCACAUAAGUAUAAACUGAAAAUUAAGGGCCUUAUUUCCAGUGUUGUUUUGCAUUGUCUCACUACAACUGAAGGUUGGUGAGUUACUAACAGUCGUCUUACUCUAAUUAGAUAGCUGUGGACAUUGUCAGGUGCUUAGGACACAUCGGACACACAGGUUGACUGGAUACAGUUUCACUUGGAGAUUAAGUAUGUAAGACAGUGAACAGCGAGCAUUCUCACACCACAUAAUGAUUAACAACAGAACUGUCUCUUAGCUGCAGCAUAGACUAACAGAACCUUCACAGGUUUAUUGGAAUAAAGUUAAACCCUGCAUGAUAUUUUAGCAGCAUUUACACAAUUAGUUUCAGUUGACAGUGUUUUAUUUUGACAUUCCAUUUUGUAUAAUCAUAGCUAUCCAUAAGUUUCUCUCUAAUGUAAUUUGAGCUUUCUAUCUGUCUAAAGAAAACAAACUGAUCUUUAAUAUUUUGUUCACCUGAAGUUUAAUUUUGAGUAGAUUAAAUGGACCAAGAUACUUGAGUUACCAAAGGGCUAUUAUCAAUGUUUAUCCUAGAAUUUUAAAGGUGAAUAGGGGGAAGAUUACUUUUGUUUGGAAUGCAUUUCUCCCAUAUUAUCCAGAAGAUAUUGCUAACAGUAGUAACUUGAUUAGGCAGUAAGUAGUCUUAUGUUAAAGUACAUCUUUUGUUUCCAUAAAAAAAAAAUGAUUUCUAGGUGACUUUAAAAUUAAUGCAUUUACUAAGAAACUAUUUUGUUUUUAAUUAUACUUAUCAAAGUGAUCCAAAUGAAAAGACAUUUUUGAACUAUGUACAGUACUCCAGGAAGAGGUCAAAUUGAGUCAGAAGACCAUAAGUACCACUUUGAGCGCUCUGGAGAUGAACCCACACACAGUACACUGAGUAGAUUAUCUGAGCUAUAAAUAUAUUUUUUAGUUUCAAUAGCUCUGUUUUGAAAUACUUUUUUAAUGCAGAUAAAAAUAUCAGGAAAUUAACCUUAUAUGGCACAAACCAAAUACAAAGUAGUAUAUGGAUGAGUUUCUACAUUUAAAGAACUAAGAAGAUAGGUUCAGGAUUGUAUUAUAGUACAUGCACUUACAAGACAGAUGCACACGCAUGCUGACUACUUUCAAGGAUGUGUGUGUUGAUUUAUCACAACAAUAAAUUAAAAAGUAAGAUACAAUGUUACAUUUUUAGACCAUAUUGAAACAGCAAGAAGAAACAGGUCUUAAAAAGUUAUUAAGAAAACUACUAAAUCCCACCAUGGGAUAUUUAGAUGUCUAAACAUAGCUCAAUUUUUAAAAAAGCAACAGACCUAAAGGGUUAAUAUUGUAACUGACACAUUUCAAAUUAAAAUUAUGUUUAUUUUGUACAGAAAGCAAUGUUAAACACAAGCAGAUCUGUUGUAUGUAAUAAGUGACAGAGUUUUUAAAAUUAUUUAGCUUUAUUGAUGUUCUUGUUUUAUUUCUCUAAACCUGGAGUAUCAUGUCAUAAACGGCAGUCUUGCACCACAGUAGCAGGCCCUUUCUUUUUGUACAUAUUGAUUGGACCUUUCUUUACUGUUACGUGGACACUUUCUAUGUUAGUUUUGAUGCAUAAUUCUUGGAAUCCUUUUAUACAGACUAGAAUGUAUGUGUAAGAAUUCCUGUCCCUGCAAUGUAGUACCUAUAAACUUAUUUUUAAAUAAAUAGAAAACUUGUUUUUCUAA
Messenger RNA from Rattus norvegicus (Norway rat), 13967 nucleotides. The record is from RefSeq and is a predicted model, not a curated record. Lineage: Eukaryota; Metazoa; Chordata; Mammalia; Rodentia; Muridae.